AUGUCUACGUUAAACUCUCAUUUUCGUUUCUCAUUGUUGCCCAAAAAUAAUAAGCGUAUCAUUCUCGAGAUCAAUCUUUACUUCGAAACCGACAAGUAUUGUUGGCAAUGGCACAUCUGCAACAUUGAAUGGAUUAGGGAAAACUCGUAUAUUGAAUUUCGAUCUUCAACACCAACAUUAACUGUUCAACGUCUCCGAUUUAUCAAUGGUCGUUGUCAAGAUGCCAAUGGUGGGUGUGCUAUUUUCCAGAAAAACGGAGGAACAACAGUUAUAAACAGUUGUAGCUUCGAAAACAAUACAGGACCUGCAGUCGGCCAGGAUAUGGCAGGAGCGCUUGGUAUUCUUGGCAGUGGAUUAAGUAUAUCCAAUAGUCACUUUGAGACAAAUACAGCUACUGGUAACGGUGGGAAUCCGGGAAAUGGAGGCAAUGAUGGUGCAAUAAGUUUUGAUGGUUUAAGACGAAAUAAUACAAUUUGUGGAACAAGAUUUACCGGUAAUCAAGCAAAUCAAUUCGGUGGAGCAUUCUUUCGUGUAUCAUAUAAUGGAAGCGAACAAAACAUUUUCGGCAAUGUUCUCGUUGAUAGCAACUUCAUUUCAAUAAAUGGAAAUGGUCUAACUGGUGGAUUUUACAUUCAAGGUGAUAUUGUGACGAUUCGUAAUAGUACCGUUGCAGAUAAUUCUGCAACUGAAGCCGGUGGAAUCUUUUUCGUCAACGAUAAAUCAGUUACGUUAAACAAUAUCAAUCUACUAAGUAACAUAGCAUAUACAAGCAUUGGUGCAGCUGUUAUCUGUUCAAAUCCGGUAACAGGCUUAUUUACUGGUCUAAUUGUAGCCAAUAAUUCUGCUGGUGCUUUCGGUGCAGUUUUCGCAUCGUGCAGUAGAACAAUCACAGUUUCAAAUCCAAUCAUUGCUGAUAACAUUGUAAAAAAUACAUGGCCAGCAAAUCCAUGCACAAGUAUGCUGAACGGUGGUCCAGGUAUCGUUCAAUUGCCAAUCAACAAACAAAAACCUGCUACAGGAACAGAUGCUUUUUGCCCAAAUGGAACAAUUACAAAAUUAUAUAAUGUUUCAAUUAUACUGGACAAAUCCACUUGA
Rotaria socialis is the source of this 1095-nucleotide messenger RNA. The record is from the annotation of a GenBank genome assembly. NCBI's taxonomy places the organism in Eukaryota, Metazoa, Rotifera, Eurotatoria, Philodinida, Philodinidae.